UCCCGCAUCGUAAAGGAGCCGGGCGUUGCGCCUCGAGGCUACGGGCUGCAGCGAGGAGCCGCCGAGGCCCCAGUCACGCACCUGGCCCAGCGGACGAUAAAAGAUUGCCACAUCAUCUCAGGGAAAUGGUAACCUGUGGUGGUUUUCUUGGAGCAACAAUGUAAACCAACAAUGAACAGAUGAUAGCAAUAAAACUGCAUUUGGCAGCUGACUUUAUCACGAUAGCAAGUGACAGCACAUCCAGUGAUAAACUGCAAGGGUUUAGUGUUUCCUAGUCGUUGGGAAUAUGCCCAGUAUCUUGGCUGCUGAAGUGGCUGCUGUCUCUGCUUAGGUCUGUUUAGUUCUUGUAGUCAUGUCUGUUACUGAAACAGAGAAUGACCCUCCUCGAUUCUUUGUGGGUGGUGAAGAUGGAGAUGAAUUACUGGAUCCGGACAGAUCUUCAGACUUCAAUCGCUUCUAUGACCAUGCAGAAGAAGAGGAAGAAGAGUAUGAUUCUCCACCGGAAAGGCAAAUUGUAGUUGGGAUAUGUUCCAUGGCAAAGAAAUCCAAGUCCAAACCAAUGAAGGAAAUUCUAGAACGCCUCUCCAUGUUUAAAUACAUCAUGGUGGUAAUAUUUGAAGAGGAUGUUAUUUUGAAUGAAGCAGUAGAAAACUGGCCUCUUUGCGAUUGUCUCAUUUCUUUUCAUUCUAAAGGAUUUCCACUGGACAAAGCAGUUGCCUAUGCCAAACUCAGGAAUCCAUUUGUAAUCAAUGACUUGAAUAUGCAGUAUCACAUACAAGAUAGGAGAGAAGUGUAUGGCAUUCUCAAAGCUGAAGGCAUUUUACUUCCUCGUUAUGCAGUUCUAAACCGUGAUCCAAACAAUCCCCAAGCUAAUAUAAUGGAUCCACAGAAGAUUCAGAAUUGUGAAACUAAAGGAAGAACUUACAACUAUGGGCUGGGUGAGGACUGUGGUUAUGGAGCAGUGCUAGGAAUGAAUUGGAGUCGAGCAGUUGACACAGAAUGCAAUUUGAUUGAGGGAGAAGACCAUGUGGAAGUGAAUGGGGAAGUUUUCCAAAAGCCAUUUGUAGAAAAGCCAGUUAGUGCCGAGGACCACAAUGUUUACAUUUAUUAUCCAACAUCUGCUGGAGGGGGUAGCCAGAGGCUUUUUCGGAAGAUUGGUAGCAGAAGCAGUGUUUACUCCCCUGAAAGCAACGUGAGAAAAACAGGCUCCUACAUUUACGAGGAGUUCAUGCCUACGGAUGGCACUGAUGUGAAGGUGUACACAGUAGGUCCAGAUUACGCACAUGCUGAAGCUCGAAAAUCCCCUGCUCUAGAUGGCAAAGUAGAACGAGACAGUGAAGGAAAAGAAGUGAGGUAUCCAGUCAUUCUGAAUGCAAGAGAGAAGUUGAUAGCCUGGAAAGUAUGCCUUGCAUUUAAGCAAACAGUUUGUGGCUUUGAUUUGUUGCGUGCUAAUGGACAAUCCUAUGUCUGUGACGUGAAUGGCUUCAGUUUUGUAAAGAACUCCAUGAAAUAUUAUGAUGAUUGUGCUAAGAUACUUGGAAAUAUCAUAAUGAGAGAACUUGCUCCCCAGUUUCAAAUCCCAUGGUCAAUACCUUUAGAAGCAGAAGAUAUCCCUAUUGUGCCAACUACCUCUGGAACAAUGAUGGAGCUCAGAUGUGUUAUAGCUGUAAUACGUCAUGGGGACCGAACACCAAAACAAAAAAUGAAAAUGGAAGUUAAACAUCAGAAGUUUUUUGAUCUCUUUGAAAAAUGUGAUGGAUAUAAGUCUGGAAAAUUAAAACUGAAAAAACCAAAACAGUUGCAGGAAGUGCUUGAUAUAGCAAGACAGCUUCUAGUAGAACUUGGACAAAACAAUGACUCUGAAAUUGAAGAAAGCAAAGCAAAACUAGAACAGCUGAAAACUGUGUUGGAGAUGUAUGGACAUUUUUCUGGCAUAAAUCGCAAAGUCCAGUUAACAUAUCUCCCUCAUGGUUGCCCAAAAACUUCUAGUGAAGAAGAAGAUAGCAAAAGAAAUGAGCCUUCCCUACUGCUAGUUCUAAAAUGGGGAGGAGAAUUGACCCCUGCAGGCAGGGUUCAAGCCGAGGAGCUUGGAAGAGCUUUCAGGUGCAUGUACCCCGGUGGACAAGGGGAUUAUGCUGGAUUUCCUGGAUGUGGUUUACUUAGAUUACAUAGUACGUAUCGACAUGAUCUCAAAAUAUAUGCUUCUGAUGAGGGACGAGUUCAGAUGACUGCAGCAGCUUUUGCAAAGGGACUACUAGCUUUAGAGGGAGAACUGACUCCUAUUCUUGUCCAAAUGGUAAAAAGCGCUAAUAUGAAUGGUCUAUUGGACAGUGACAGUGAUUCUUUAAGUAGCUGCCAACAUCGUGUUAAGGCAAGGCUCCAUGAAAUACUCCAGCGAGACAGAGAAUUUACUCCUGAAGACUAUGAAAAGCUUAAUCCAUCUGGAAGCAUCUCUCUGAUAAAAUCAAUGCAAGUGAUAAAAAAUCCUGUGAAGACAUGUGACAAGGUAUAUUCUUUGAUCCAAAGCUUGACCUCUCAAAUCAGACAGCGAAUGGAAGAUCCCAAGUCUGCAGAUAUUCAGCUUUACCAUAGUGAAACACUAGAACUAAUGCUGCGUAGGUGGUCCAAGUUGGAAAAGGACUUUAAAACAAAGAAUGGAAGAUAUGAUAUCAGCAAAAUCCCUGAUAUUUAUGACUGUAUAAAAUAUGAUGUCCAGCAUAAUGGUUCCUUAAAAUUAGAAAACACAAUGGAAUUAUACAGGCUUUCAAAGGCAUUAGCUGACAUUGUGAUUCCUCAGGAAUACGGUAUUUCCAAUGCUGAAAAAUUAGAGAUUGCCAAAGGAUACUGUACUCCUCUAGUUAGGAAAAUUCGUUCAGACCUUCAGAGAACUCAAGAUGACGAUACAGUAAACAAACUCCACCCUCUGUACUCUAGAGGUGUUAUGUCUCCAGAACGUCACGUUCGCACUCGAUUAUAUUUCACCAGCGAGAGUCAUGUCCACUCUCUACUAUCAAUCCUUCGAUAUGGUGCCUUAUGUGAUGAAUCAAAAGAUGAUCAGUGGAAGCGAGCUAUGGAUUAUCUCAAUGUUGUCAAUGAACUUAAUUACAUGACUCAGAUUGUUAUCAUGUUAUACGAGGAUCCAAACAAGGAACUGUCUUCAGAGGAACGUUUUCAUGUUGAGCUGCACUUCAGUCCAGGAGCUAAAGGCUGUGAAGAGGAUAAAAACUUACCAGCUGGUUAUGGAUAUAGACCUGCCUCCAGAGAGAAUGAAGGCCCCAAGAAAAACUCACAUAGAAAUGAUAGUGAUGAAGAGGUGCAUGCUUCCAGGAGGGAUGAAAUGGAUCGUUCAGUAGUUAUGUUCAAACCCAUGGUUUCAGACCCAAUUCACAUACACAGAAAGUCGCCCCUUCCAAGAUCCAGGAAGAUUGGUUCUGUUGAAGAAGAGAGCCCCCUGAGUGUGUCUAGCCCAGAGGGUAUUGGUACCUGGCUGCAUUACACCAGUGGUGUGGGUACUGGGCGUCGAAGACGCAGAUCAGGGGAACAAAUCACUUCUUCCCCUGUCUCCCCUAAAUCAUUGGCUUUCACAUCCAGUAUUUUUGGCUCAUGGCAACAGGUCCUAUCAGAAACCAGUAGUAGCUUAAGAACACCAAGAACUAUUCUGGAACAAAAACAAAGUGGUCUAGGGUCUCACUGUGCGGGCCUGUUUAGCACCUCAGUGCUCGGGGGUUCUUCAAGCGCACCUAACCUACAGGAUUAUGCUCGUACUCAUCGUAAAAAGCUGACUUCUUCUGGCUUCAUAGAUGAAACCACACGCGGUUCUGCUGUUAAAAGAUUUUCUAUCUCAUUUGCUCGACACCCAACCAAUGGUUUUGAACUCUAUUCCAUGGUGCCUUCCAUCUGCCCUCUGGAAACCCUACACAACUCCCUUUCUUUAAAGCAGGUGGAUGAAUUUCUUGCCUCCAUUGCUGCUCCUUCAAGUGACAAUCUACCAGACACAUCCACUGCUCAUAGUUCAUCUCCAACAUAUACAAGUCCAUUGUCAGGAAGAAGAAUCUCUUUAAAUACAUACACGCCUGCAAAAAUCCAGCCAACACCACUUACAAACUUGACUGAAAAGCUAACAAAAGAAAAAACAACCUCAUCUACCAGUGAGACCUCCAGUUGUGUGUCUAAAGUUAAACCAUCUCAUGAAGAAAGCCCCCAUGAUGAUGCAAAACAUGCUAGUGCAACCCUUCCUACGAAGAAAUGAAGCACGGCAGACAAAACUUCUUCCUUUUAAAAAUCUCCUUCAGUGUACAUUCAGUGAUAGAAAAGCUCAUUUAAUUGUGACCUAGCUUUCAAAAGCCAUUCAUGUUACUAUCUGUGUCAGUGCACUUGCCUGUAUGUAAAUUAAAGACUCGUAACUAGUGCACACUUUGUAUAUAUUCAAGUAAAAAGUCUCUUCUCAUUUUCUAAAAUAUUUGUGGCAAAGAGAUUUGCUCAGCAGUUGAGUGAAUUGCACACCUUUUUUUAAGCUGCCUUUUCAGUGUCUUAGUUUACUGUAUAUGUGUAUAAAAGUAUAAACAGACAAGAAGUCUCAUCCCAAUGGUAUGUAUUAUAGUGGCUCUGUUAGAGUCACUAUAAUGAAGAGUUGUCUAUCAUUCUGAACUCCUAUUUUAAGGGGUUAUAAUCUAGCUGUGAACUUUUUUGUCUUGGGCUGAAAUUUGACAUACAUGAUCUUGGCUAGGAGCAAUUUUUAUUUAAAUACAAUUCCAAAGAAAUCACUUUGCCUGUUUGAGGUAAAACAGGUGCUUUUGGCAUUUGAAUGAUUUUGUAUCAUAUAUGCUGAAAUAACUAGGAACAAUGGGGUGAAUGAAGUUGUCGUCUUUUCAGUUUGAAUCUCCUUGCUGUGUUCUGUGUUUUACAUCAGACCUGUAACAUUCAAAUAUACCUUUUUCUUUUGUGGUUUAGUAUGUGCUUAUAUACGAGUAGAUAUCUGUAUAUCCUCCGACAGAAAAAAAUCAUUUUAUAUAUUUUCUUAUCCUAAGAAUUUUUGUUUACUAAAAAAGAUGGCUUUAUUUGCCUUAUCAUAGGUUUGUAAAAAGUUACUAACAAACUGCUGACUUAAAAAAGAAAGACAGAAAAAGCAGUUUUCUUUAAAAGGAAGUAUGAUUACAUCUGGCCUGAUUAUUUACGGUUUCUAGGAUAACUUAUUACCCCAUCAUUAUGCAGUGGUUCUACUACCACUGUUUCAGACUAAGGAGAGAAACUGCAAUACUCCUGGAACUAAAAGUUUAACUUUAGAAAGAUAAUCUGAAUACACUGGUUUUAGCAUGUUCUGUUUGGUUCAUAUCACUUUCACUCCGUCAGCUUUUGUCAGCAGGACUCAAACUGUGGACUCGGGUUCUAUGAAGUAAUCAUCCAGGCUCAGCCAGUUUUCAUUUCGUCUGUGGCAUGAAGAAUUUUUAAACAUUCAUAAAUGUCCCAAAUUAAUGUAUCAUUUUGCCCAUAUGUUCAGACGGCUGAAUGGUUAAUAAUGGCUUUAUAAACUGCAUUAAAAUUGAUAUUUUUCUAAUUUAAAUGGCAAGACAUAUUGUUUCAAAGAAAUGUUUUUAAGGAAAAGAAAGCUCUUAACACUUACCAGCAAUUUUGAAUACCUUGUGAUCUUACGACAAAGUCUGUGCAGAUUUAAGUGGGUCACAAGUGAAAUGACUUCUAAAAAAUGGUUCUAUUAAGUGCAGAGUAAAUGAUACCAAAAACCUGAAGUGUUCAGUUGUAUGCUCAAACCAGUUAAUUUCUUGUAUCAUAAACAUGUAAUGUGGACCCUAUUUCUUGCACAUAACUGAAUGUACAUGUUAAUGUUUACUGUUUCUUUUUUUAAUUCUGUUAAAAUGUAAGUGUGCAUAUCAUUCCAGUCAACCAAAGCUCUGGUAUUAAAAAAAAAACAAAAC
Molecule: messenger RNA, 5930 nt
Organism: Gavialis gangeticus (Gharial)
Lineage: Eukaryota; Metazoa; Chordata; Crocodylia; Gavialidae
Gene: PPIP5K2
Product: diphosphoinositol pentakisphosphate kinase 2
Exons: 32
Coding region: 353-4249 (1298 amino acids)
Biological process (GO): inositol metabolic process; inositol phosphate biosynthetic process
Cellular component (GO): cytosol
Molecular function (GO): inositol hexakisphosphate kinase activity; diphosphoinositol pentakisphosphate kinase activity; 5-diphosphoinositol pentakisphosphate 1-kinase activity
Source: RefSeq, a predicted model, not a curated record